GAAAACACUCAACAUGGCCGAUCGAGGAAGCCAAUUACAACAAGGAAUCAAAGUUUUGACUUUUCCAGAGAAGUCUUUGCCAGAGUUUCCGGAAUUGGAUCUUAAAGUCCCUUGUAUUUUCUGUGAGAAGGAAUUCCCAAACACCUCAGGGAAAAAUGAUGCUGUGCUGCAUCACAUGCUGAUAGAACAUCAACUUGUUAUCGGAGACGUUGGUCAAGUCUGCGACCUGAGGAGGUAUCUUUGUUACUGGAAAACAAGACUAAAAGAGAAACCCAUAACAGAGGUGUGUCCAGUCAUCAACAUCAAUUCCAAACCUGAUGAUAUUGGUCCUAAGAUUCAAUACUUCCUCUUGUGUGAUUCACUUCCUGAAGAUAGGAAUCUAAGGGAAGAUUUGCAACGUCAGAGGCUGGAAGAUGUUCUUGAGUGUCAGCAGCGAGAAAGAUCAGAUACACACUUUUCAAGAGGCUGUCUUUUUUGUAAACAACACUUUGAAGGCAACAGGUCGUCAUUAUUUACACAUAUGGUAUCAGAUCAUGGAUUUAAUGUAGGCCUUCCUGAUAACUUAGUGAAUGUAAAUGAAUUCCUAGACACUUUGGAAACAAAAUUAACCAAUUUGCAGUGUUUAUUUUGUGAGAAGUUAUUCAAAGACAGAACAGCACUCAAAGAUCACAUGAGAAAGAAACAACACAAGAAAAUCAACCCCAAGAAUAAAGAAUAUGAUCGAUUUUAUGUCAUAAAUUAUCUGGAAUUGGGAAAAACUUGGGAAGACAUUCAAAAUGAAAUUGAAGAGGAAGAAGAUGUAGACUCUAAAACUGAUAAGAAUGAUGAAGAUGACUGGAGUGACUGGAAGGGUGAUUUACCACCGUGUGUUUGCUUGUUCUGUGAAUCUUCUAGCCCUGCCACUAAUGAGAUUCUACAGCACAUGAAGGAGGAGCAUUUAUUCGAUUUUUACACUAUUAAGAGCUCUUUUGGUCUGGACUUUUAUCACCAAGUUAAAAUCGUCAAUUACAUAAGAAGACAGGUUUACAAAAAUAACUGUAUUAAGUGUCAAGAGAAUUUCCAAGACAAGGUCACUGUUUUAGAACACAUGAAAAAAGCUCAACACUUCGCUGUACCUGAAGACCGUACGGUGUGGGAUCAACCACAGUAUUUUUUCCCAACUUACGAAAAUGACGCAUUGUUGUGCAGUUUGGAAGAUGACGAAGAAGACGAGACAGAGGACAGAGAUGAUUUUGCACAAAAUACUGAUGUAUAAGGAUCAAAGUAACUCAAAUAAAUAGGGUGCCUCACAUUGGCUGAUGGAGGGGACUCGGUUCUACAGCAAUUGCGAGGACCUAGGCGAAUGUUGGCCAUUAAAAUUACCACAAUUCGUCUUCAGAAUGCGCACCUGAAUUCCGUUUACGAAUUGGGUUCCUGAUUAAUCUACACCAGAAGUGGGUCUCCUGGCGAGGUUUUUACCCGUCACCGGCUUUAGCUAAUACAAGCAUGUGGUGUGUUCAUCAAAUUCGUUUGGAGUUUGUUCUGCAUGUUUCAUUGUCUCUUGCCUUCUGCUGAGCUUGCCUCUGAGCAGCUCGUGUCUCAGAUUUCUUCCUACAAUAACCCAAAUUACCCUAUACUUGAGUCGAUGAACGUUUUUUUGGAAGUUGGAGAAAGAAAACCCCCCCCCCCCCUUAUACUCGAGAGAUCGCACUUAUAGCGAGGAAUAAAACAACCUCGUUCGAGGAGGACAAAUCCAUAACUUUAGGAUAGUUUGAGAAUUGAUUACGUUUAUGUGAUAUUAUUCGCAGUUCUUCUUCUUUUCUGUCCUCAAGGAUGCGCUUAAAACCAACAAAAUCCCUUAGUUAUACUAUGUCCAAACAAGAAAUCGGCUCCUGCAACCUGAUGGUUGCUAUAACCCACAAACUGAGGAAGUGAUUAACUUUUAUUUUUGGUGGGGGGGGGAGGCACACUGCGGCCUCUGAUAUUGUGUAUAAAAACCAGCGUCACAGCCCAAAGUUGUGAAGAGUUAGUAAGGUGUAUUUAUUGACUGAUGAUUUUUCCAUGGAACAGAAGAGAUUCUUAAGUGUUAGGUAGUGUGGACGGGAAAUCUUGUUAUAAUCAUAGCCCUCCAUCUAUCUAAAAUUAUGCAAUGUACGAUUAUUGGUACAGUUACAAAGUUAAAUACAAUAAAAAAGACACUAAUGAUGUUGAGAUAUUUCGUUGGGAUUAUCAUGUCUACUUUCACAUUCCCUAUCUAGAACGUAUUUUACAAAAUCAACUGAUUAACAAAAAAUUAACCUGAUUUGUACAAAAAUGUCUUAGUGGUAAUAUGGAGUCAAAUUUUCACUUUAUCAUGAUCAGAUUUAACAUCAGUUUACAUUUGAGCCAUUAAUAAACGCGCAUAAUUCUC
Molecule: messenger RNA, 2389 nt
Organism: Pocillopora verrucosa
Lineage: Eukaryota; Metazoa; Cnidaria; Anthozoa; Scleractinia; Pocilloporidae
Product: zinc finger protein 277-like
Source: RefSeq, a predicted model, not a curated record